AUAUUUCUUUUAUUUAUUGACAGUGCCUUUUUACUCUUUUAUGUAGAUUAUACGUUUUUUUGUAUAUUAAAUCUUUUAUGUUGUAAUUUGUAUUCAGCGGGACUACUCGUAAACAGCAUUUUUCCUCAGCGGACUAAGUCUACUACAAUCAUGAAUAACAAGCGUCUUGCCACCAUUUUCACACUCCUGAUCAUACAGAGUCUUUUUGAACCAAGUGUCAGUCAGGGAUACGGAAGGGGAAGGGGAAGAGGGCGUGGUCACCACCAUCAUCAUCAUGACGACUACAGGGGCGGUGGCGGAGGUGUAUUAGGAGGACUAGGAACUGUGCUAGGAAUCGCUGGAGCAGGAUUACUUGCUGGUGCUGUUGCAAGGGGAGCUACUCGUGGAUUUGGUGAGGGAGGUUAUGCGCAACCGUACGUACAACCAGUGCUUCCGGUUGGUUAUGGAGGAGGCGCAUAUGGAGGAGGCGCAUAUGGAGGAGGAGGCGCAUAUGGAGGAGGCGCAUAUGCGGAUCCCUAUCUUCCAGACCAAUAUGGAUCUCAGUAUGUUGGCGGAUACUCGUCUCCUUUUGUAGGCGGUGCGGCAUACGGUGGGGGAUAUCUUUCGCCACGUGGCAGUCGAGUGACUACUCUUUCGGACAGGCUUUACUCCAAUAUAUAUUGAAUG
Molecule: messenger RNA, 666 nt
Organism: Ruditapes philippinarum (Manila clam)
Lineage: Eukaryota; Metazoa; Mollusca; Bivalvia; Venerida; Veneridae
Product: ctenidin-1-like
Exons: 3
Coding region: 151-663 (170 amino acids)
Source: RefSeq, a predicted model, not a curated record